UAGUUAUGACAUUUAUGAGAAAACCGUGAUUCAUACCACAUUCCUGGUUGAAUUUACACUGCGAACAACUUUUCUUAGUACAAAGAAUGAUUUACUUAGUCAAAUUUCACCGAAUGGUCAACCAUAA
Dentiscutata erythropus is the source of this 127-nucleotide messenger RNA. NCBI's taxonomy places the organism in Eukaryota, Fungi, Glomeromycota, Glomeromycetes, Diversisporales, Gigasporaceae. The record is from the annotation of a GenBank genome assembly.